AGGGAACAGGGAGCUGAAUGAUCAUACAAGUGCUCUCAGUGAACUUUUGAAGCCUCAGAGCUCAAUGAAGCAUACCUGAAUCAAAGGUCAGCUCUUGUUCCUGGCGGCAACCUUGUACAGGAGUUAGAAAGCACUUCUAACAGGAAAUUAGAAGACGAGGAUUUAACUUUUUAAUAACUUUGCCUACCCAGCCUCCUCAGAGAUUGAGAGUCACUGAAAUGCAGUAUAUUAUCCUAAUGGAAGGCCACCCAUCUCCGAAGGUCUACCCAGCUUCUGCUUGUUAAGGAGCCUUAGCAGCGGUCUUGAGAAAAGGAAAGAUCUCCCUCCCUCACCUGACAUACAGAAUAAUAUGAAGGACUGCUGUGGGUUCCCUGUGGAUUUAUUAGGUGUGUGUGAGAGUUUGGUAGGGAGAAGCAGUUGGGUUCCCAUGGAUGGAGUUUGAUAAGAAGGACCCCUGAUGUCUACACUGCUCCUGGUCUGUGUGCUCCUGUAUUCCGGGAUUAGCAAUAGCGUGGCAAGAGGCUGGAAACCUUGUACAGAUUUGUUACCGUUGGAUUUCCUCACCAAGGUUUUACCUGCUAAUGGUGUGGCGCCCGGUGGGAUACGAAUGGUUCAGGAUCAGGGAGCCCGUGGAUUCCAUCUGUCCACUUCUCAGGGGAGCCCCAGCUUCCCAGCCUCCCACCUCUUCAUCAACUGCGACUACUUCCCAGAAGAGUUCUCCAUCGUCGUCACAAUGAAAGCCUCCAGGAUUGCAUCAAAGAAAAAUGAGUACAUUUUUACCGUAGUAGAGGAAGACUCCAACAAACUGUUGCUUGGACUGCGAUACUCUCAGGAUAAGCUGCACUUUUUGUUUUGGAACUAUGGGGACAGGGAUCACAUUACCUUCCGAUCUGUGAAGCUGGCAGAUAAUCAAUGGCACACACUCAUCUUAGCAGUGUCAGGGGUAUAUGCAUCCCUGACUGUGGACUGUGGCAUUCCUGUUGACCUAGUCCUUCGUAGACCAUUCCCUGCACAUCUGAACACAAAGGGAUCCAGAUUCCAUAUUGGGAACCGGAGAAGAUUGAAGGGACUGUUUUCAGGGUUAUUAAGACAGCUGGUUCUGUUACCUGGAUCUGAUGCUACCUCAAGAAUAUGCCCCACCUCAGACCCCAAGCUAGCUAUCCUCUCCGUCCCCCAGGUUCUCCUGGACCUCCCAGUAAAACCAUCCGAAAAUGAAGUCUUGAAGUAUCCUUACGAAGCUGAAAUACGAGUGACUCUCGGGUCCCGCCCUCCCUGUACAAAGAAACAAACUGGCCAGCUGUGGUUUGACACGUUGAGGAGAGGGCUCUAUAUAUGCGACAGCCAGGGCUGGGUUGCCAUGCUGCAAGCAAAGCAGAGACUGGACUAUGUGGAAGAAUACCAGGACUUUUAUACAAAUUCAGAAACUCUCGAUAUUGAGAUUUUUGAAAUUCCAUCUGUGGGGCUGUUUGCUGCUACAGCCAAUAGGAGGCCUGUCCCAGGCUCAGGGAUCUAUAAAUGGACCAAUGGGAAGUUUGAACCUUACCAGAAUAUAACAACCUACCAAGCACAAGCCUGGAAAUAUUUUACCAUUGACGACAAGAGUUUCCUAGCGGUUGCUAACUUUGAGAAGAAUGAAAGAAACCAGGAGUACUCGGUUAUUUACAAAUGGAGCCAAAGAAGAUUGAAGUUCUUUUCAUACCAGACCAUCGAGACCCACUGUGCUAGAGACUGGGAAGCUUUCCAGAUAGAGGGGGAGACCUUCCUUGCAGUCGCCAAUCACAGGCAAGGGGGCAAUCAUAACAUUGGCAGUGUUGUUUACAAAUGGAACCCUGGGACACAGCUCUUCGAAACCAACCAGACCAUCCCUACCUCUGGAGCCUAUGACUGGGAGUUUUUCACUGUUGGACCCUACUCUUUUCUGGUUAUUGCAAACACUUUCAAUGGCUCCUCCACUCAGGUUUAUUCCAGGAUUUAUAUCUGGCUUGGUGGAAUGUUCCGGCUUUUCCAGUCAAUUAUGACAUUCGGUGCUACAGACUGGGAGGUGUUCCAGUUUGGUGGCAGAGUCUUCCUUGCCGUGGCUAACAGUCAGAAAUAUGACAAAACCGGACAGAGUUCCUACGCCAUUAACUCAACCAUCUAUGAGCUCAACAUCACGGCACAGAUAUUCGUCAGAUUUCAGGACAUCUCAACGUACAGUGCGGUUGAUUGGGAGUUCUUCACCUUAGGAGAAGACAAGUUCCUGGUUGUAGCAAACUCCUAUGAUGGCAAAUCCUACUCUUUAAAUAGUGUUAUAUACAGGUGGCAGGGAUAUGAGGGAUUUGUUCCAGUACACAGGCUUCCAACAUUCGGCUGCACCGACUGGGAAAAGUUCAAUACUACAGACAGCUCCUACCUCAUCUAUUCCAGUGCCAGAGAGGGCAUUUCAAAGGUUCUUAAACUUAAAACUUACUAAUGGGUGUAAAAGUUCCAUUAAGGCCCAAGUUAUCCCAAAAUUGCAAAUGUGGAGUCAGAUUUGAGAUUGCAGUGCAUGCCACCAGUUCCUGCCUAGCGACUUGGAGAUGGAGUUCCUGGAAUACAGUAACCAAGGGCAACACGAUCAUAAUACAACUGUGAACCUGGAUCAUGAACAUUUUCAUAAACAGCCAAAGUUAAACAUGACCAUGAACAAGCAUUACUUUGAACUGAAGAUUUUAUUUUCUAACAUAUAUAUUUUUCUAUUCAAAUUCCACAUUUUUUUAUUUGCUACCAAAACGUUGAUGGUAAAUGCACACAAGAGCAACUGAAGAAAACUCAGGGAUGACAACACAGCAACAAAUUGAAGGUUGUUUUUUUCACGAUACACACAUUAGGCUUUCUAAUGGAAAGACCAGCUGUUUAUAUA
Polyodon spathula (Mississippi paddlefish) is the source of this 2881-nucleotide messenger RNA. RefSeq names its product thrombospondin-type laminin G domain and EAR repeats b (gene tspearb). Gene Ontology annotation, biological process: signal transduction. NCBI's taxonomy places the organism in Eukaryota, Metazoa, Chordata, Actinopteri, Acipenseriformes, Polyodontidae. The record is from RefSeq and is a predicted model, not a curated record. The transcript is spliced from 12 exons. Bases 458 to 2452 code for a protein of 664 amino acids.